UGCUGGGUAUUUCCUUGGGUGGUGCAGCAAGCAUCACAUGCGCGGCUUUUCUGCGUGUUUCACCAUUCAUAUAUUCUCCUCCUCAUUUCUUCCAUUCUCUGCACACAUCUCCACUAAAUAGCUCUCACGAGCUUCAAUUCUCUCACACUCACACUAUCUAUUCAUUCUCCAUUUGUUUUCUAAUCGGCUCAUCCAUUCCCUCCGCCGUACGCCGCCGUCGCUCUUCCUUGAUUUUCUCAUCUUUCGUUAAGCAGGGAGAGAUAAUAGAUUAAUACCGCCAUGGAAGGUGCAGCUCAUGCGCAGAGGAAGGCGAUCCUUUGCAACGGAACCACUUCUCCUUCAUUCCGGCUCCGUUGCCAGAGCCUCAACUCGGUUCGUCUCCGCCGGAUCUUCGACAUGUUUGACCGGAACAGUGACGGCAUGAUCACCGUGGAAGAGCUCAGCGAGGCGCUCAACCUUCUCGGCCUGGACACAGACUUCUCCGAGAUGGAAUCUACAGUCCGAUCUUUCAUUAAACCGGGGAACAUCGGUUUGAGAUUCGAGGACUUCGACGCACUGCACCGCUCACUAGACGACGCCUUCUUCGGAUCUCCGUUAGAUUGUGAUUUGAACGGAGACGAAGCGGCGGAGUCGACAAGUACGAGCUGCGCAGCGCAGGACGAGAAGGAUCUGACGGAGGCGUUCAAGGUGUUCGAUGAGGAUGGCGAUGGAUUCAUAUCGGCGACCGAAUUGCAGAUUGUCCUUGCAAAGCUGGGAUUGCAGGAGGAAGGCAAAGAGAUGGACAGAGUAGAGCAGAUGAUCUCCUCCGUCGAUCAAAACCGUGAUGGCCGCGUUGAUUUCUUCGAGUUCAAGGAUAUGAUGCGCAGUGUCAUGGUCCGCACUUCUUAAUGAUAACAAAAUCUCGCCGCCGCUCCGCCACCACCGCAAGACUGAGGAAGGCCGGGGUAGCAUUUGGCUUCAUUUAUGCUCUUUUUUUGGGUCUUUUUCCUCUUCUGUUUUCUCUUUAUUUUUCCUUUGUACGGAGUAGUUGUGAUUUUUGUUUCGUUCACCGUCCAGCACCGUCCCUUGGAGACAGGAUGGCUCAUGUGGAUAUUUAAUUAUAUUAAUUAAAAUAAUGUUUGUCAAUC
This is a messenger RNA of Ipomoea triloba (trilobed morning glory), 1127 nucleotides long. RefSeq names its product probable calcium-binding protein CML43. Bases 280 to 888 code for a protein of 202 amino acids. The record is from RefSeq and is a predicted model, not a curated record. NCBI's taxonomy places the organism in Eukaryota, Viridiplantae, Streptophyta, Magnoliopsida, Solanales, Convolvulaceae. Gene Ontology annotation, molecular function: calcium ion binding. The transcript has 2 exons.